AUGAUGGCUACGUCGUCGACAAGCAGAUCACCAGAAUUUUCCGCUCCGGGACUGCGCCAUCGAGAAGUUGAUAAUGAUGCCCUGAGGCCUUCAUCUGAGUUGCCCUCGCGCAAGUCCUCCAACUAUGACCGUCAACAAGCCUUGGAAAAAAGACGUACAAAGUCCCGUUCCCUUGUACGCCGUUGGAAACGCUUCGCCUUGAAACACACUUGGACGUUCCCUCUCAUUUUUCUUACUGUUUUUAUUUUCUUAUAUGUUGUUAAUCCCACGAAAUCCAACAUCGUCCACCAUUUUAUCUUCCUAUCUUAUGAACAGACCCCCCUCGUCGGCUCGAGUUCGGCCGUUGAAACACCAUCAAAAUAUGGCAAGGGACCAUGGGAUAUCGCAUUUGUCAUCUUCUACAUCGUUUUUUUAUCCUUCACUCGGGAAUUUAUCAUGCAAGAACUGCUGCGUCCCGUGGCUAAAUUCUAUGGCAUUGCUUCUCGAAUUAAGCAAGCGCGUUUUAUGGAGCAAAUGUACACAGCCAUCUAUUUCGGAUUCAUGGGACCAGCUGGGCUAUAUGUGAUGCAUAAAACGCCGGUGUGGUACUUCAAUGCAAGCGGGAUGUACGAGUCAUUCCCACAUAGAACGCUCCAGCCGGAAUUGAAGUUUUAUUAUCUAUUUCAGGCAGCAUACUGGGCUCAGCAAGCCAUUGUCAUGUUACUGGGGUUAGAAAAGCCGAGAAAGGAUUACAAAGAGCUUGUGACACACCAUAUUGUCACCUUGGCUCUUAUUGGCCUAAGCUAUCGUUUCCAUUUUACAUAUAUGGGCAUCGCAAUUUACUUGACUCAUGAUAUAAGUGACUUCUUUUUGGCCGCAUCCAAAUCCAUUCAUUACCUUGAUGGCUCCCUAACAGUACCCUUCUAUGUUAUCUCCCUGGGCUCCUGGAUUUAUCUCCGAAACUACCUCAAUUUACGCAUUAUUGUUUCUCUCUUUUUCGAGUUUCAAACUAUCGGUCCAUAUGAACUCAACUGGGAGACACAACAGUAUAAAUGCUGGAUUUCGAAUAUCAUCACGUUUGUGCUACUAGCCUCCUUACAGGCUCUUAACAUAUUUUGGUUGUAUUGUCUUUUGCGAAAUAUUUAUCGAUAUUUCAGAUAUAACAUCAAAAAAGAUGACAGGUCAGAUGAUGAUGCCGAGGGGGGAAUCAUGUCUGCACUCGCCUAUGGAUAUGGAAAGGACAAGGAUGAGGAGAUUGAGCUAUCCCCAGAUGAUGCGAAACUAGAAAUCGAAAUCGACUCGCUAAUCGCUGAGAUGCAGAAACUCCAAAAAGAUAAGGAGGGCAAAAUCGACAUGUUCCUGCAGGAGAUCGCAACUGGCGGCACGAACCGACAACUUGCACAUAGAGGUGUGUACGACGAUAUUAAGGAAAUUGAUGAGUCAAUUUCUUCUAAGAAGGAGAAAUCUUUGGCGAAAUGUGCUGAAGUUUCCAACAAGGAGUAUGCCAAAAAAUACUUGGAGGUUCCAAUACUCGACAACUCGGAAAUACCACAACAAGUUGUGGUAAAGAUGCGUAAGGCCGGCUUAGUUGCAAUUGAUAACACCCUCAUCAAUCCCGGCCUAAUGGGAAAGCCUGAGAUUCCGAUUUGA
Talaromyces rugulosus is the source of this 1629-nucleotide messenger RNA. RefSeq lists its product as uncharacterized. The record is from RefSeq and is a predicted model, not a curated record. Gene Ontology annotation, biological process: ceramide biosynthetic process. Gene Ontology annotation, cellular component: membrane. The transcript has 4 exons. Bases 1 to 1629 code for a protein of 542 amino acids. Gene Ontology annotation, molecular function: sphingosine N-acyltransferase activity. NCBI's taxonomy places the organism in Eukaryota, Fungi, Ascomycota, Eurotiomycetes, Eurotiales, Trichocomaceae.